CUUGUUGACAGAGAUGACGCCGAUUGGAAAGAUGAAGUCCAACAAAAGUUCUUAGAAUGCAAAGAAGACACAUGCGGUGUUCUUGAAGAUGAAAUAGAAAACAGAAUAAAUGAGCUAUUAAAGGACAAAGAACUUUUACAGAAAUAUGGUUCUGAGAAAUUUGACAUAACUUCACCAGAGAAGAAGAAGAAAGAAAAGAAAGAGAAAAAAGUAGAAGAGAAGAAAGAACCUGAACCAGUUCCAGAGAAAAAGAAAUUUGACAUGUAA
Molecule: messenger RNA, 267 nt
Organism: Trichomonas vaginalis G3
Lineage: Eukaryota; Parabasalia; Trichomonadida; Trichomonadidae
Exons: 1
Source: RefSeq, a predicted model, not a curated record